AAAUUUAAAUUAUAACAAAAACUUUUUUGCUUUUGGACUAUAAAAUUGUCAAUUUGUGCUCAAUUCUGUUAUUCAUUUUUGCCCUCAAUUAUGGCCUCCUCCUCUUCUUCGUUGUGCUAUUCUCCAUUAGCAUUAAAGAUUGAUCACUCUGAGCCUGUAAGAAGUGGUUCUGAGUCAUGUAGAAGAGUCAAGUUGAGAGGAGAUUGGAGUUUCUUAGGAGGAUCCAAAAUCAUUUUGAAGCCACAAGCUGUGAAAUCUCUACUUCGUCAAAAACACAAUGGAAUUUCUGCUUCAUGGUUGCCAAGCUCUGAACUUGCUAGCAGUGUGUUUUCGUUGGGAACUGCAGCAGUUCUCCCAUUUUACACACUCAUGAUCGCAGCUCCCGAAUCAGAGAUAACUAAAAGGUCAAUGAAAAGUGGAAUACCAUAUGUGUUGCUUGGCCUUCUGUAUACAUAUCUACUGUGCCUUUCUUGGACCCCUGAGACCAUUCAACUCCUUUUUGCAAGCAAAUACUACUUACCAGAGCUAAGCAGUAUAACAAAAAUGUUCUCCAGUGAGAUGACUUUAGCCUCUGCUUGGAUUCACUUACUGGCCAUAGAUCUCUUUGCUGCCAGGCAGGUUUUUCACGAUGGACUUCAGAAUCAAAUUGAGACUCGCCAUUCAGUUUCUCUUUGCCUCUUCUCCUGCCCCAUUGGUGUUCUGUCUCAUUUUAUCACUAAACAGAUCACCAAAAAUGCUGUGAAAGAAACACACACAGAAUCAUAGUGAAGACGACAAUACCUCAACUUAAUGAAUCAUAUCUUGGAUGAAAGAUAGAUGCCUGAUAUCAUGGUUACACCAGCCACCACAAGAGAAGUCAGACUAAGUGACGUUUUAGCUGGAAUUUUCAUGAGAUCCUUCAACUGAGAAACAGCAAUUGAGACAUGAUGAAAGUCUUCAUAAUGAAUAAUAGAAAAAAGGGGUAUAUAAAUUUUUGGUCCCUUGAUUACAUCGUAAGUUUCAAUUUUGUCUGUUAACUUAGAUUCAGCACAGUAAUUCAUAAUUGAAAAAAGUCUCACAUUGAAUGUUAGACAUAAAGCCAAAAUAGGACCCUUGUACUUCAUCUUGAAAUUUAUUUUCGCCCUUUAACUUAA
Molecule: messenger RNA, 1133 nt
Organism: Prosopis cineraria
Lineage: Eukaryota; Viridiplantae; Streptophyta; Magnoliopsida; Fabales; Fabaceae
Product: protein ABA DEFICIENT 4, chloroplastic
Exons: 7
Coding region: 91-765 (224 amino acids)
Source: RefSeq, a predicted model, not a curated record